AUGUCCGGAGUAAAGUUCUAUGUGUUGGGAGGCGGGCGAUGGCGGGAGGUGGACCUGUCGUCUGGUCUCGUCGAGGGCUGGGGCCCGGCGAAGUUCCUUGUGGCCCGCGGGGGCCGGCUGAAGUCUCAGAGGCGGGCCCCUGUGUUGAGGGGGCUGCGGGCACUUGCGGCUGGCAGGCCUACCACCGUACAUGAUGGACCGAUGCUCACACAGAUCAGACAGGAAACAAUCUCCAAACCGAAGCCCCGCCCCAGCCCUCGCCACGUCUGUGAGCCGUGUCACGUGUCAUGCCACACUCUGUGUCGGCCACAACACUACGGGUGUGGUCACAACCCCUUGUACAACGAACAGAGGCCCGCCCUCCCCGCGGCCGGCCCGCGAGUCUCACAUGCCUCCGUACAGGCGGACCUCACACCGGACAGGCAGAGCAACCAACAUGGACGACACGUGACUGAGGAGACGACGACCAGAGAACAAGAUAAGAACUUGAACAGAACUAAGAACACGGAGAUUAAGAUCACUCACAGGACGAGAGACGAGCGACCAGCGACACGGAGACGGAGCGAGAGGAAGACGACUCACACGGAGGAGGAGGAGAGGAACAAGAGGGAGGAGCGGGGGGGAGGGACGGGGAGAGUGUGCAAGGAACUGAUCAUCAGCGAGGAGGAGGUGCUGCUGCUGAGAGGCUUCCUGGCCAGGGACGAGAGGAACGUGUUCCGAGCGGACCUGCACAGGUUCGACGCCGAUGACGAUUACAAGAGAAACCUGUUCUACAGACUGAACCCGCUCGUGAGCAUAGAGCGGAGCGAGCUAUUCCACACGCGCGGGCAGCCGGACACGAGCUCCUCACUCACACGAAGAGACUUCAUGUCCACGCUGGGCUUGAAGGAGGUGGACGCGGAACACAAGGACGAGCCGCGGACGACCAGGAGGAGGACGCGGGCCAGCCAGCGGGACAAGGAGAACAGGGGAGGGGACACGGGGAGCAACACGCGGCGCGGGGCGGGAGGGGGGGCGCUGAGGGACGCGGCGGGGGAGACGAACAGGCGCGGGGACGGGGUGGAGGAGAACAAGCGGUCGAGGGUGUUCCGGGAGUACAGCGCGGAGGAGGACGCGGCCAUCGUGAGGCUGGUGAGUGACGGAGAGAGGGCCGCCAGGGUGAACGGGAACACGCUGUGGAGGGAGCUGCAGCAGGACCACCUGCGGCUCACGGGCCACGCCCGCUCGUGGCACUCUCUCCGUAACCGCUACCUCCGCUACCUGCUGCCCUCCCUGUCGUCGCUCGCCUCCCCGUCGGUAGCGUCUCGUCUCCGCGCCGCGGCGGCUUCGGGUGAGAUCAAGCGUCCGUCCCGCUGCCGGCCCGCCGACAGUUCCUUCCACCGCCUGCCGCCCGUCACCAGCGCGUGGGCCCGCCGCCGCCGCUCCCCCCCGCGUGAGUCUCCCCCUCACACUCCUUCCCCUUCCUCUCCCUCUCACUCCACCUCCUCCGACUCCUCGUCUCCCAUACCGGACACGACCAGGAGGAGCGAACGGAACAAGACUGAAGCGCCCCGCGUGCUCCGCUCGCGCGACGUCCCCCGCACGCCGACCUACGACGAGCUGACGAGGAGGUUUAACGAGCGACACGCGCGAGACUCGGAUACGUCCGGGGCGGAGCGCCGCAGCCCCCGGGGACUGCGCCCCGACCAGCCCGCAGCCCUACAGAGACCUCACACGAGACGCCUUUACAACCAUGCUAUGUGA
This is a messenger RNA of Danaus chrysippus (African queen), 1743 nucleotides long. NCBI's taxonomy places the organism in Eukaryota, Metazoa, Arthropoda, Insecta, Lepidoptera, Nymphalidae. The record is from the annotation of a GenBank genome assembly.